UUUUCACAUCAGUUCAUACUAGACAAAUUGGAAAUUUAAUUGGAAUUGCGCCAUGGGCUAUAUUACCAAGAAAUGCAGAUGGAGAAAAUUUAGAUAAUGAACAAUUACUUGUUAAUCAUUAUAAAAUUCCUGUUGCUAGAGAAAAAACUUUAUUAACACCUUUACUUCAAAAGAUAGAAUUACAUUUUUAUCUAGUAAGAAUUUGUGAUAAAGAUUUAGCAAAAAAAACACAGAAUGAUAUAACUCCUAAAGAAAUUCUUGUUAAUAUGAACAAACUAGAUAAACCAGAAUUAAAAGAUCAUUUUCAAAUUUUAGCAGAAUAUUAUAGGGAAAUUGAUUAUGAGCAAAAAAUAUGUAUGCUUCCUGUAGAAGAAGAUAUAGAUAGUAUUAUUUUUGAUACAGCAAAUUUUGCACUAAUCAUAGUAGUUGAUUAUAUGCCUAGAUUUUAUAAAAUAAGAAGACUUCGUAAUAAAUUACCAAAUAAUGAUUCUAGAUAUCUUACAUCUAUUAAUAGUACUUUUUUGGAUAUACAAUUUUCAUUAGAUGCUAGACAAACAGCUCAAAAUGGUAGUGGUAGUGGAGCACCAAUAGAAGAAGAUCAAAAUGAUGAUGAUCUUUAA
Messenger RNA from Racocetra persica, 620 nucleotides. Lineage: Eukaryota; Fungi; Glomeromycota; Glomeromycetes; Diversisporales; Gigasporaceae. The record is from the annotation of a GenBank genome assembly.